Messenger RNA from Octopus bimaculoides (California two-spot octopus), 4756 nucleotides. RefSeq lists its product as uncharacterized. Gene Ontology annotation, molecular function: glycosyltransferase activity. NCBI's taxonomy places the organism in Eukaryota, Metazoa, Mollusca, Cephalopoda, Octopoda, Octopodidae. The record is from RefSeq and is a predicted model, not a curated record.
UCACUGGCACGGCUACUGCAAUAGCAACUACCACCACUACGACUACUGUUAUCACCACCACGAUUACUACAACAGCUGCUACUGCUGCUACUAGUAUUAACUAUUACUACUACUAUUAAAACUUGCCCUGCUCAGAAAGCCGCAACUUGAAACAUUUAAUCUUCCUUCUCACGUCGUAGUUUUUCUAAACGGGAUGCGAAAAGACACGAGAAAAAAUAAGCGGAGUACAUGAAAGGCAGCUAAAUACAAAAAAAAAAAAUCAAUGGUAACUGACAAGCUGAGCACCCAACCAGAACGACUGACCUAUGCAAAAACAAAAACAAAAACAAAAACAAAUCUUACAAUUUAUAUGUAUAUAUGUGUGUAUAUCACAAUUUAGAUGCAGCGCAACAGCGUUUUCAAUGACCAGGUCGCAAUUUCGCGCGACGGAAAUUUUGGUACCAUAUUACUAAUAAUAGAUGUUUAAGUGAAAUUAACGGAUUUUGGAAGGCUAACAUGUGUCUUGCACGUUGUGAUCGUUUUAGUUUCAACACACGAUCUCAGAUUAAAACACUUGCCGUGAAAGUACAUCUCCAUACCAAUGGAUUUUAUUUGUGAGGAAAAUAAAUGUGGAUUGCUUAUACAUUAGAAGGUUAUCUUUACCUGCGUGGCUAAUAAAGAAAUCUUUUACCUUACGUGAUCCAAUUGAGAGAAUUCUAAUGAAAUUGUCCCACAAAUAUUCUCAGGCGUUAUGUUUCGGCAUUGCUGCAAAACACUUCGGACGCAAACAUCAUAACCUUGCAGGUGUUCUAUUUCUUUUCUUCAUACUAUGGCUUCUAUUACAGGUAAAUGUGACAUCAAUAGUAGAUUUUGCAAAGAAAUCUGCUCAAUAUUCUGGACAGAACAAAGGUUUUGGUUAUGACAGCAAUGGAAAUGCUAUCUUGUCUCUACUAAAACAAAAUAUAUCUGCAUGUGAUGGCUCUUUUGUUGGCUAUGGAAAUGAGUUUGCAUUUUUCAAAAAUAUUGUUUUGAACCCGUCUAAAAAUGCUGAAUUUGUUCAGGAAACUACUGACAAACAGUGGACAGCACCGAAAAAAAUAGUUUUUUCUGAUGGCUAUUUCUCUGUAAAAUGUAAAAAAAAGCCAUCAUAUGAGUUUAGAGGAAAUAACCAUCUUAACAAAUGGUUUUCUGUUACUCAAUUUCAGCCGGACAUUAUCAAAACUGUAAAGAUAGAACCACGUCUUACAAUAGCUAUUGAACGUUAUGAAUAUGCAAAUCUUUUUCAUUCCAUGACUGAUUUUUACAAUGCCUUUUUAAUGAUGAAGAUUUUCAAUAGUACACCUGCUGAAACAAAUAUUUUACUUCUCGAUAACCAUCCUAAAGGUCUACUAAUUAGCAUAUGGUACCAGUUGUUUAACAAUGUUAUCUUCGCUAAAGACAUCAAGGAGCCUACUACAUAUAACAAUCUAAUCUGGAGUAUUAUGGGCUACAACAGUCCUCUUUAUCCUUGUGGAAAAACACCAAUAUUAUCUCAAAUCGCCUUUAGUAUACUGAAUGACUGGACACCCUUAUGGAUGUACACAAAUUCAUUAGUCUCAUAUUUGUCUAAUUUUAAAAAAUUCUUUCUUGGACAGUACCAUAUUCGAGACUAUAAGAAUCUGAACUGUCAAAACCUUUCAGUUUUAUUUAUAUGGCGCCGGGACUAUAUUUCACAUAUACAUAAUCCUUCAGGGCUCAUUACUCGAAAAAUAAAAAAUGAAAAUGAACUAUCAGUAACGAUUCAGAAUCUUCUCAAAGGACAUCUUGUAAGAGGGGUACAGCUUGAUAAACUCCCUGUUAAGGAGCAACUUACUUUAAUUUCCACAACUGAUAUUUUGAUUGGCAUGCAUGGUGCUGCUUUAUCUUUUAGCCUCUUUUUGCCAGACCAUGCUGCUCUUUUGGAACUCUAUCCCCGCUACUGGCCAACAACCAAUCUUCAUUUCCGCAGCAUGGCACAUUGGCGGAACCUUACAUAUCUUAGUUGGCAAAAUGUUGAUUACCUGUAUGAAAAAAAAUAUUUUUACACUUAUAUUCCACCUGUUAUUCUUAGCAAAAUGGUCAAAGAGGCCCAAAAUAAACUGUGCCCUCAUUUAUAACAGCCAUUUGACAUCAUCUAAAUAGUUUGUACAAUGAAAGAUCUCAAAUUCAGAAUGAUGCACAAGACUUAUCAUCAUUGUUUAACGUCCGCCUUCCAUGCUAGCAUGGGUGGGACAGUUUCACAAGAUCCAGCCAGGCCAAAGCCUGUACCAGACCUCUGUGACUGUUUUGGCAGGAUUUUUACAGCUGGAUUAAUACCAACCUCUCAACAGAGUGGACUUAGUGCUUUUUAUGUGGCAUAGAGUCAUGAACUUGCCAACAAUUAAUUCAUUUUUUUUUUCAAACAUAUCAAAAUGUGUAUUCAAUUAUGUUCUUAUCAUUAUUUUUUUUAUGAUAUAUUUCAUUGUGUGAGUAUGAGUAUGUAUGUGUGCAUGUGUGCAUGCAUAUGUGUGUGUGCAUGUGUGCAUGCAUAUGUGUGUGAGCAAUAAGUUCUUAAGAAACUAGUAUGAUAAUCUAGUUUCAAUCUGUGCUCAGAAUCAUUUCAAUUUACUUCAACAGGAAUCACACUGCUGGAAAAAAAAUACUUGUUUUCAAUCAUAUACUUUUAUGUUCCAUGUUCAAACCCCACUGAGUUGAGUUUGCCUUUUAUUCUUCAGGGAUCAGUAACAUAACUAAAAGGCAAGUGCAGGAAUUAUCCCACUCCAAUUUAUACCACCUCUUCCCUACAAAAAUAUGUAGCCUUCUGCUGCAACUAGAUAUUAUUAUGAUUAGUCAAUUUGACUUAGGUUUGUUCUUAUUCUUUGUAGAAUUUACUACUUGUCAACUUAGAUAUCCACAAGCUUUCAAUAAUCUUUCAAGUCCUCAAAACCCUUCUGAUAAUCCUUCCUACCCUUAAAAGGGGACUGGACAAAAUGUUUAGUGCCAUUUCUUCUGGCUUUACAUUCUGAUUUCAAACUCUGCCAAGGCUGACUCCCUUUCAUCCUUUUGGACAGGGGUCAAUGAAGUAAGUACCAGUUAAGUUUAGGGGUUAAUGAUGUCAAUUAGCCUCCUUCCCCCAUAAUUUCAGGCCUUGUGUCUGUGGAAGAAAGGAUUGUUGUUGUUUUAUUGUUCUUGUUAAGUCUGAUGAGUGCCAUGGCAGUGAGCUGGCAGAAUCAUUAGCAUGCCGGACGACACGCUUAGCAGUAUUUCAUCUGCCUUCACGUUCUGAGUUCAAAUGCCACUGGGGCCAACUUUGCUUUUCAUCCUUGUGGGAGGUCGAUAAAUUAAGUACCAGUUAUGUACUGGAGUCGAUGUAAUCGACUCAUCCCCUUUCCCCAAAUUUUGAGCCUCUUACCUAGAGUAGAGAGGAUUAAGGCAGUGAGGUGGCAGAAAUGUUAGCACUUGAAUGUCAGACACCUUGCCAUGCUAUAUUUCAUCACAUCCUUCUACAUGAUGAGUUCAAAUCCUGCCAUUUAAUCUUUAAUCCAUCCAGGGCCGAUAGAAUAAUCUUCUACUUACGUAAUUCCUUACCUAAUUUUUAUAGGUGCGGAUGUGGCUGUGUGGUAAGAAGUUUGCUUCCCAACCACAUAGUUCCAGGUUCAAUCCCACUGCUUGGCAUGUUGGGUAGGUGUCUCCUAUCCUAAGCUCGGGGUGACCAAAGCCUUGCAGGCAGAUUUGAUAGACGGGAAAUGAAAGAAGCCCAUCAUAUGUGUAUAUGUGCAUGUGUGUGUGUGUGUGUGUGCGUGCGUGUGUGUGUAUGCCCUUGUGUCAUUCCUCCUCCCCUGCCAACUGCUCAGUAACUGGUGUUGGUGUGUUUAUGUUCCCAUAAUUUAACAGUUCAGCAAAAGAGACCAAUAAAAUAAGUACUUGGCUUAAAAAGAAAAAGAAUAACCACUGGGGUAGAUUCAUUCAGCUAAAAAUUCUUUAAAGCAAUACCCCAACAUGGCCACAGUCUAAUGACUAAACAAGUAGAAGAUAUAAGAUUAAACACUGAGAUAAAUCCAAUUGAUCCUUCCCUUACCUUUCAUAAUUUUGCCCCUAUUUUUUUAUCUUCAAAGGACUCAUUCAUGUCAAUCAUUUUGUGAACUAUCAUCUCCCUACUUUCCUUACUUGCUUUUCUUUGUUUUUCAAGUGGUGACUUUCUCUUUCAUCCUUUCAGAAUCAAUAAAAUACAAACCAGUCAAGUACUGGAGCUGAGAUAAUCAACUGCAUCAUCCUCCAGAAUGUAUGACCUGUGCCUAGAUUUAGAGAUUAUUAUGGCCCUUUACUUCUUGAGUUCAAAUCCCACUUGGGUGAACCUUGCCGUUUAUUCUUUAAAGUUUGAUGAAAUAAGAUACUUGUGAGGCUGACUACAUCUUCUUUCUGUCCAAAUAUAGUUUGGGCUUUGUACCAAUGUAAGAAAACAUUGUUUGAUGAAAACUCACAGCUUAUUUUGCUGGGUAUGAUGGAAAGCGUUGACUGUCCACAACCAGUAGACUAAGGUGACAUUUGUUUAUUGAUCAUGCUUCAAGAACUGUGGAGGAUGGACUUUUGCAGUUCCAAGCAAUGGGGAUUUUUGUAGGUGUUCUAUCUUCCCAUUUGUACCAAUCUUUUCCAAUUGUGUUGGUAGCUGAGUGUUGAUACUUCCAAGUGUGCCAGUUACUAUUGGUAUAACGUCCACUCUCUUUAUGGCCCAUCAUCUUCAUCAUCAUCAUCAUCGUUUAACGUCCGCUUUCCAUGCUAG